Molecule: messenger RNA, 2311 nt
Organism: Malaclemys terrapin pileata
Lineage: Eukaryota; Metazoa; Chordata; Testudines; Emydidae
Gene: PPP1R11
Product: protein phosphatase 1 regulatory inhibitor subunit 11
Exons: 3
Coding region: 181-591 (136 amino acids)
Cellular component (GO): nucleus
Molecular function (GO): protein phosphatase 1 binding; protein serine/threonine phosphatase inhibitor activity
Source: RefSeq, a predicted model, not a curated record
GGAAGUAGUGGGCUGGUGACCGGAAGUGGCGUGCGGCCGGUGGUGGGAGCCGGGCGGUCGCUCGCCGCGGGCUGUUGGGAGAGCCGGGGCAGCCGCAGGGGGAGCGAGGCAGGGCGGUGCGCGGCGCAGACUCUUCCCCCCGGCAACCGGCGCCGCGGAGGGCGGGGGCCGGGCAGCGCCAUGGCGGAGGCGACGGCGACUGCGACAGCGACGGCCGGUGGGAGGGCAGCCAGCGCCACUGUGACCGAGACCGUCACCAUUGAGCCGGAGAACCGCAGCCUGACCAUCAAGCUGAGGAAGCGAAAGCCGGAUAAGAAGGUGGAAUGGUCGAGCGACACGGUGGACAACGAGCACUUGGGCCGUAGGUCGUCCAAAUGCUGCUGCAUCUACGAGAAGCCGCGGGCCUUUGGCGAGAGCUCCACGGAGAGCGAGGACGAGGAGGACGAGGGCUGCGGCAACGCCCACUGCAUCCGGGGCCACAGGAAGGGGGAGCACGGGGGCCGAGGGGGCGGCGGCUCCGGGGGGGGCAGGGGCAGCCCCCGCAAGGCCGAGCCGCCGGGCCAGGACCACGCUGCAGCCAUGCAGCACUGAGCCCCCCCACCCCGCCGGACUGACCCGGGGACGCGGGCGUGUCCGUCUGUCCGUGAGCCUCGUGGCCUGCGAGCUGCUGUCGUCCGUCGGUCCCGCCCGGUGCCCCGGCGUGGAAUGUACCAAGCGACGGGCCGGCUGCGUCUCUGUGCUUCUCCAUUAAACGUCUGUGUCAGUGACCACGAGCGGCCGCGGCCUGCUGCUUUCUGCGCUGGGGGGGGCGCGGCUCUGCCGGUGCCCCCUGCUCCUGACGUGCUGCCCCCUGCUAGCCCAGCCCUGGGCUUCUCCCCUCAGCUCUGCCAGUGUCCCUCACUCCUGAACCGCACCCCCCUGCCAGCACAGCCACUCGCUCCCGAACCGCAGCCCCUUGCCAGCACAGCGCCCCCAGCCGUGCCGGUGCCCCUCACUCCCGACCUGUAGCCCCUGCCAGCCCAGCCCCUCCUCCCUCCCCCCAGCCUCACCAGUGUCCCUCACUCCUGACCCGUAGCCCCCUGCCAGUCCAGCCCCUCCCCCCAGAUCUCCUGGUGCCCCUCACUCCUGACCUGUAGCCCCCUGGCAGCCCAUCCCCUCCCCCCACCGGUGCCCCUCACUCCUGACCCACAGCCCCCUGCCAGCACAGCCCCUCCCUCCCACAGCCCUGCCGGUGCCCCUCACUCCCGACCUGCAGCCCCCUGACAGUCCAGCCCCUCCUCCCCCCAGCCCCACUAAUGCCCCUCACUCCUGACCUGUAGCCCCCUGGCAGCCCAUCCCCUCCCCCCCCCCCGCCCCACCGGUGCCCCUCACUCCUGACCCAUAGCCCCCUGCCAGCCCAACCCCUCCCCCCACCGGUGCCCCUCACUCCCAACCUACAGCUCCCUGCCAGCACAGCCCCUCCCUCCCCCAGCCCUGCCGGUGCCCCUCACUCCCGACCCACAGCCCCCUGCUACCUCAGCCCUUGGCUUCUCCCUCCCUCCCCCACAGCUCUGCCAGUGCCCCUCAGUCCUCACCUACUACUAUCCGUCCGCCCCCAUCACACACACAGCUCUGCCAAGGCCCUGAAAUAGAAGCUUUAAUCACCCUUGUUUUCCCUUUCAUAGCCGCAAAUGGUGUUGAUCAUAAAACGUUUACAGUGUCCUGGUAAGAGGACAAACAAUCUCUGGCUGUGGCCUUGUUUUCUUCCACGCUUCUUCCUGAUGUAUAAAGGAGGCUUGUCGGAUUUUACCUGGAAAAGGUGUUGUUUUUUUCCUGCUUGAUUUCUUCUUAACGCUAGAAAUCUAGGUGUCGUCUGCCCUGGAAGUCUCUCUAGGUGACUAAAGAACUGGUGUGCUUACAGCAUGGCGGAUACCCCGGAAGACAAACGCGUGCCGUUGAUUUGUGUUCAAUCGAACGCUCUUUCUUCGCCUUUAUCUCAAACACCCCCAAAACAGCUGGGAGAAAAACGGUCUUUGUGAAAGAGUCCCUGUUCCUAAAUCCCCUUCCCUUGCGACCUCUCCUGAUCUGCCUCCUGGUUCCUUCGAGGUAACCUCCAGCAAAACCGGAAAGACAAGAUGUGGACAUCCUGUUAAUUUUUCUUAUUAAUUUAGAAAAUAUCAUCGGUCCCCCCCGUUCCAGUCCAACUAAACCCCUCACCUCGAAAGCUUUCUGUAUACCUCGUUAUGGGCAUGAACUUGACGCUUGAUUUCUACAUACCCACGCUCUGUGGUUUACCUUCAAUAAAUAUCUGUCCCAGUGAAAUAGUCCUGCA